Molecule: messenger RNA, 1633 nt
Organism: Lactuca saligna
Lineage: Eukaryota; Viridiplantae; Streptophyta; Magnoliopsida; Asterales; Asteraceae
Source: the annotation of a GenBank genome assembly
AUGGAGAAAGAUAAAUCCCCAAAUAUCGGUGGGAAUCUAUUACCUCCUUCUGGUCGACAUUCAGUUUUUUCACCUCAAUCUGGGAACAACUUUGGUCCAAAACCAGAGCCAUCAGGAUCAACAACAUUACCUCCAAGUCCAAUCGGACAUGUCGCAUCAGAUUCUAGCCCUUUUAGUCAUGAUAUCAGCAGAAUGCCUGAUAAUCCACCCAAACAUUUAGGCCAUAGACGCGCACAUUCAGAAAUCCUGACUCUACCAGAUGAUAUUAGUUUCGAUAGUGAUCUUGGUGUUGUCGGUGGCUUCAAUGGCCCUUCAUUCUCCGAUGAAACCGAAGAAGAUCUGUUUUCUAUGUAUCUUGACAUGGAUAAGUUAAACUCUUCAUCCGCAACAUCAUCAUUUCAAGUAGGCGAUUCAUCAUCUUCUGGAAUCCAAGCUUCAGAACCUGCAACAUUGCAACCUGAGAAACCUAGGGUUAGACAUCAGCAUAGUCAGUCAAUGGAUGGGUCAACCACAAUUAAGCCUGAAAUGCUCACUUCAGGCCCUGAAGAAACAUCUUCUGUUGAUGCUAAGAAAUCCAUGUCUGCUGCAAAGCUUGCUGAACUUGCUCUUGUUGAUCCAAAGCGUGCAAAAAGGAUAUGGGCAAAUCGACAAUCAGCUGCAAGAUCAAAGGAAAGAAAAAUGAGAUACAUUGCUGAGCUUGAAAGGAAAGUCCAAACACUGCAAACUGAAGCAACUUCACUCUCUGCUCAGCUCACUCUUAUGCAGAGAGAUACAAAUGGUUUGACAGCUGAAAACAGUGAACUGAAAAUGCGCUUACAAACCAUGGAACAACAAGUCCACUUACAAGAUGCUUUGAACGAUGCAUUGAAGGAGGAGAUUCAACAUCUGAAAGUAUUGACAGGACAGAAUCUUUCAAACUUUCCUCAGACAUCUUUUUCAUCAAACCACCACCAACAGCCGCCACAGCAGCAGCAGUUUUACUCCAACAACCAAGCCAUGAACAUGAAUAUGAACAUGAACAUGAACAUGAACACCAUGCUAACUGCACAGCAGUUUCAGCAACUCCAGAUUCAGUCACAAAAGCAGCAGCAGCAGCACCACCUCCACCGCCAGUUUCAGCAGCACCACCAACAACAGCAGCAACAGGAGCACCAGUUUCCGUCGGAGAUGAAGCAGAGGACCCAAAUGACGAAUUUGCCCCUGAAAGAACAUGGUGCUGAUUUCAACCUACAUGCGCCUAAGGAUUGAGAGAAUGUUAGUAAUGGAAUGGAAUGGAAUAUGGAAUUGGGAUAGAUAUGUGUUUGAAGGGUAUUUCUGUCUUUUUUUUUUUUUCUUGUAGGUUGUUAAAAGAUGGAGUAUAUGUUGUGUUUGUUUAGGUUGUUGGUCAGUAGUGGUAUUGAAUGACUUAAUUGCUUUUGGUUGAUGUUGAUGGAUGAAGAAAAUGUCUAGAGUAUAUGGAGGAUUUUUAUUUUUUAAUUUUUUGAAGUGGUGUUACUGUUACUUUAUCUUUUUAGUUCCCUGAUUACUACUACCUUAUGUUGUAUCUUUUUUAUUAAGGUUAGGGUUAAAUGCAAGAAGUAGCAAUAUGCUUGCGUUUAUUUGUUAAUUGUAACAUCGUAUUUUUAUUUCUAAU